This is a messenger RNA of Alternaria atra, 810 nucleotides long. RefSeq lists its product as uncharacterized. Gene Ontology annotation, biological process: regulation of transcription by RNA polymerase II. Gene Ontology annotation, cellular component: chromatin. Lineage: Eukaryota; Fungi; Ascomycota; Dothideomycetes; Pleosporales; Pleosporaceae. The record is from RefSeq and is a predicted model, not a curated record. Gene Ontology annotation, molecular function: RNA polymerase II cis-regulatory region sequence-specific DNA binding; DNA-binding transcription factor activity, RNA polymerase II-specific. The transcript is spliced from 2 exons. Bases 1 to 810 code for a protein of 269 amino acids.
AUGACCAAGCUAGCACGAGACAUAGGGCUAAAUCAAGCAUCACUAAGACGAAUCGACACAUCUCAUCCAGCUGGUUUCGACUGGGAAGAGUACAUUCUUCGGGAGUCACUCAUUCGAAUCUGUUCAUAUAUUUGCAAUAUCGACGCGAGUUACGCCCUCUUCUUCCGCCAUGUACCCCGCAUGGCUUUAUCCGAACUGGCUAUCGAGAUGUCGUCCCCAGAAUCUUGUUUUCAAGCUUCUUCAAAAGAAGAGUGCUUCAUCCAACUCCAGGCCUGGCGUGAAAGGUUGGGUGUUGAUGCGAAAAACUUCACCCUCUUGAGCGCCGUCAAUGCGCUAUGUGAUAACACGAUCAUGGCAACGCCAAGUAUCCGUUGCAGGUUUGCUCACCUUAGCGUUCUCAACAUGUUCACCAUCAUUCACGUACUGUAUCUGCAGGUAUACAGCCUUGAGAUCUCUGCCAUUACUGCGCUGGAAAUUUCAAGAGUUACUCCAAUCAGAAACGCAUUGCGAAAUUGGCAGCAGUCAUGGCCAUCGCAAACGAGAGAUGCGGAGUUGGUGGAUCUCUUGGGGAAAGAAAGUGAUUUGUCAACGAUGUGGCAGCGCGUUGGGUUCAUGAGGUACGCGCCUGAAUAUUGGCUUAUAGCAUAUUCGACAUUGAAGAAAAUAUGUACAAAGAACCAUGUGGGAUCUACUCGGGACUCGGAAACCGGUGUCAGUGUUGGGUAUGGCGAUAUGAUCGAGGCACGAAGGCUUAUCAAAGAGUUGAGGAGUGGAACCGUUGUCUCGAUCAUGGGGAGCGACCCAAUAUAA